ACUCGCAGUUGGUCAUGUGCAGGUGACGCUGAGCCUACAAGCUGGCUCGCGGCACUAUGCCACCGACCCUCCCCAGCCCUCUUCCGAGGGUUGGUUGUGAGGCACCAGGUUUUACUCACACUUCCAGAAACUAAAGUAUCCUUCAGGUCUUUCUCUUUGCAUUUCAUGUAUUCUGGUAAUGGCUUGCUACCUUCCAGUAAGGUAGUAUGGUCACCAUCCCGAGAUUGAUGGUUAGACCCAGGUUUUAGGGUUGUCUGGGCAUUAGGGUUUAUGUAACCAGCAGUAGAGAGAGAGAGAGAGUGAGAGAGUAAGAGAUGCUGCCAAGGUAUGUGAUCAAGACUGUAGUUCUCAGUGGCAUGAUCGAAUAUUGAGUAAGUUUAUUCAGUCAGUUUAUUUUUUCACCAAUUUGGGAGAUGCAGAGGACAACAUGAUUGUGCGUAAAUGCACCUAGAUUUAAAUUAGCUGUUUUGUCAUGUUACAAAGUACGUAAUGUCUUUUGUUACUCCUUUUAAUUUAUUUUUUUUUCAUUACCUGCAAAGUGAUUGGAAUCAGCAGUCAGCUCUUCUCAAUGGAAAUAGGCCUUGAUAGUGUCACAUUGUGAUAGGCUGUGACUUGCACUGUCAUCUAUGAUUAUAAGCCCUUUCAUUUGAAUAUCAGCAUGUAAAUAAGUUUGACCUCAUAUAAGCUCUAUAUAUGUCAUGAGCACGUACAAAGUACACAGUAUUCUUUUUUUGUUCUUAAUAUUUUUAUUUAACCUUCGUUGUUGUAGUAAUUUAUAAUUUCAUUUUGAACUAUUAUACUUUUUUCCUUCAUUCAUUACAGAUUAGUGUACAAGAAAAAUUGCUCAUCAAAUUCAAAAUUACUUUUGAUUUGUGCUUAAUGUCAGUGUUGUUUUAUGUUCUAUUCACAAUUAUUUUUCAUUGUUGAAAUAGAUGAUGCUAAUGCAGCAGGAUGCUGUGUUAUUAGUCCAUCAUUUCCUUUGGUGGUUGAUGAUUCAGUUAUUAUCUCUGCUGUCUUGGUAGUUGUUGUUAAUACUUAUCCACUCAGUAAUCCCUUAGUUAUAAAAGAUGUCUGACCUGAACAAAAAAUAUAUAAAAAUGCUAUCAUCUCACUAACCUAUAACCUUUUAGAUGUUGACCCCCUUCUGAACAGGUUUAGAUCAGGUCAUUAUUCAAAAUUACAGUAUGGCAUUUCUUUUAAUUUUUCUCUUUUUUUAAAACUUAAUGAAUCUUUGUCUUGCUGAUGCAGAGAUUAGGUGUACUAUUGAUGCACUUGUAUAAUUUGUUGACAGGUUUAAUCUCUAAUACAGGCUGUCUCCAUUCAAUCCAGGAAGGCUAAUGGAAGAUCUUUUUUAACGUCUUUUUUCCUAAAGACAAUUUAGGAAAUGUCAUAUUAAAAGAAAUUAAAUUGUCAUAGGCAUAUUUUGGCUUUCUUCCCUUUUGCGUCUAAUAAUUUGCUUUAUAGGCAAGAAGCAUCUCAAGGAUCUGUUUGAUCUCAGUUGCAUGUAAUGUUUAUAUAUAACUGCAUCUUCCCCUCAGGUUUGUUCAUUUUUAACACAUGCAAGCGGUUGAUUCGCUUUCCUUUUUUUAAUUUUUUUUUUUAAGUGUGCCUUCAUAGGUUUAGACCAUUUACUUAAAAGCGAAGUUUAUGAAGCUUAGGUUCUGUAUUGUACUUUCAUCUUCCCCCCACCCCCCUCCCCUCCCUCCAUCCCCCCUUGCUAUCAGCUUCACUUCUAUAAUUCCCAAGUCCAAUUUCCCCACUGUCAUGGACAUAUAAAAUUGACUUCUGUUCCUUUUCCCAGACUUGCUUUUCUGCAUUUUUAUAUACUUUUCAAUUUUGUUUUCAACCUUUUGCACAGUUCUUCAACAUAUUGUCAUACUCUACUAUUAAAUGCUUUUUUUCUUUGUAAUUAUAAAUGACCAUGAGAAUGGCCUAUGCAAACAAUAACUAUAUAUACAGUAUAUAAUCACAUGGUUUUUGACUGAUGUCCAUUCCUUCAUUUGCAUUUACCAAGUUCUUGGCAUGAACCAGGUCAUAUUAAGAGUGUAGCUCUUCAUUUCUGGAUGGUAUCUAGGUUAAUUGCUUGGCAGUUUCAGGGUCAGCAGUCACACAUGAAGCCUGCUCUAAUUCAACAUUACUCUAAGCACAGUUCAUGUGUGAAAGCACAGUACCGACAAUAACCUUGUGAAUAUAAAUUUUAAUAUCUUCCAGUAUGUUGGGUUAUAUUUCAGAAUUGGGAUUGUACUAGAAGGGUUUAUUAUUUACAGUAUGAAAUUCUUUAAUGUGGCUUUAGAGAAAUGCAUGAAUGGGUAUUGAAACGGCUACUCAUUGAUAAGAGCUUGCUUCAUAUAUUGGUGAUUUAUAAUAAGGACAGGUGUCUUGGACUUGAACGCAGGUUGUAGUAGGUGCUGUUCAAAUAUAGUAUAGUGAUAAUUAGUCUAAGCCCCACUAAGUAAUGUUAGGCUUUAGGGGACAUUCUGCCAAAAAUUCUAUACAAAAACUAUGAACUUGAAAGAUUUUAGGGAAAUGGUGAGGGUUGGGAAUACGUCUGACAAGGAAUUUCGAAUUUUGAGGUAUUGGCAAAGGUGCCACCAUUCUAUUUUGUGUUACCUGAAACCUACAGUUGUGGGGAUAAAUAUGUUUUUAACAGUUGUAUAGUAUGGAAAUUGAAGGAUUAAUCCAAUUAGCAGUAUUAUAAUUUGGGAGUUUUUGUCAUACGGGAAAAAUUGCUUGUAUUAUGUUGCCCCAAAAAUUUUGCUAUUGUCUUUUAUUAGCCAUUACUCUACAUGCCUGUUGUACUCAAGUUUAUCAUUAAAUUUGCAUUAUGUCUUCAGUGAGUGGUCAAAAUAAUGUCAAUUAUGUUUUGUUGACAACAAUGGUCAUUUAGGGUGACUUACAUUAACUUGAUAAGAAAAUCCUGGUUCAGAUGAUGCACUUUGUUCCAGAAAACAAAAGGGAAGUGGUUUGGACUGAAUAGAUUAGGCUUUAGGGAACUGGAUAUUACAUUUAGCCUGAGGAGGAUUGGCUUUUUAAUAAUGGUCUUUUAUUUUCAUUACAACCAUGUUUUGCAAGAAAAAGUCACCAUGGUUGGUUUAAUAACUGCCAGGUUAAGGAGAGACAACACUCAUUAAACUUGUUUUUGAAAUUGCAAUAACCAUGAACUUGUGUUGAUUAUUACCACAUUUAAAUUGCACUUUAUAUUGAACUCUACUCACAGUUUUAUUUUUCAGUUUCACACUUCAAAUUAAAAGGUGCUUCAGUGACUCAAUUUUUUAAUUGUAAAAAGUUAAGGGACCUCUUCAAUUUUAAAUAAGGAAUUUGGUUAUGAAGUUAUUGUGGUCUCCAGCAAUUUUUCACUUAAAGUCGUAGAAACAUUAGUUUUUAAUUAAUCAUAUCAUAUGUAUAAUACCUUAGAUGAUUUUUCAAGAAAUGUAGGGACAUUUUUACUAACUUUUUUCCUAGUUUAGAAAAGAAAUUUUGAUCGUUUUUGCUUGUGCCAUAACUUUCCUUCUGUAAAUACGAGGCAUUUAAAUUUAUGGUGGUUUAUUUUUCAGACUGAGUCUUAUAUGGUAAAUAGACCUGACUUCUUGAUACAUUUUUUCCUCCUCUUAUUGUUGAGUGAGCUAAAGGUGCCUAGUCUUGAACAGCUGUUCUCUUUAAAACAAAUUGACUCAGGGCGAUAUAUAUCUAGACAUUCAGUUCCCUAAUAAUGAUGUACACCACUGGCUGACUAGGAAAUAUGACUGACUGAUUUAGUUCUCUUAUCUUGACCUACAAAAGAGACAUUUUGCUUUCCUUUGACUCAUUUGAUCUUAGGUUUUCUGGAUGUACUAAUAAGGUGAUUUUUUCAGGUGUCUAAAUAGGUAGGGAGGCUUUUAGAUCUAGUACUACUGUCAAGUGGUGCAAGAACAUAAUUGAGUCGUCUCCAUCCCCAGAGCCAAUCUACAAUAACGAGGGCAAGCGCCUGAAUACGCGCGAGUAUCGAACUCGUAAGAAGCUAGAAGAUGACCGUCAUAAUUGCAUCACACGUAUGCUGACUUUAAAUGCUGACUACAAACCACCUGCUGAUUAUAAGCCACCAGUGGUGAAAGUGUCAGAUAAAGUUAUGAUUCCGCAAGAAGAACACCCUGACAUUAACUUUGUCGGACUGCUCAUUGGACCCCGAGGAAAUACGCUGAAAGCCAUGGAGAAAGACACUGGAGCAAAGAUUAUUAUAAGAGGAAAAGGAUCUGUCAAAGAGGGCAAGGUUGGCCGAAAAGACGGAGGGCCCAUGCCUGGGGAAGAUGAACCACUUCACGCUUACGUGACAGCGAGUAAUCCUGAGAGCGUCAAGAAAGCAGUGGACAAGAUAAAAGAAAUUAUUCGGCAAGGUGUCGAAGUUCCUGAAGGCCAAAAUGAUUUGAGAAGAAUGCAGCUGAGAGAGUUGGCCUUGCUGAAUGGUACCCUUAGAGAAAAUGAUGGGCCACGGUGCAGUAAUUGUGGGUCCAACACUCACAAAUCGUGGCAGUGUCCCGACAAGCCUAAUGUUACAAACAAUGUAGUCUGUACCAGCUGUGGAGGAGCUGGUCAUAUAUCCAAAGAUUGCCGUCAACGACGAGCACCAGGUGCCCCACCUACUGUUGACAGGCAAAAAAUAGAUGAAGAGUACAUGUCAUUGAUGGCAGAAUUAGGAGAAGGCCCUCCACCCCCGCAGAAUGCUGACCGUAAUAGCAGUCGACCCGUUUCAGCACCUACGACUAGAGGUCUAUUUGAAAGGCCACAAGGUCCACCACGACCCCUCAUGUCACUCCAGACACGAGGACCAGAGCCUCAAUCUGCCCCAAAUAAUCAGUUCAAUAGCAGUCCCAACCAGGGAGGAAUGAGUCAGAACUCAUGGAACAGCCCAAUGGGUGGCCAAGGACCCCGUCCUCUUAUGGGUGGCAACAAUGGUCCUCCUAAUUUGAAUCAGCCUCCACCAGGGAUGCCUUGGCAACAGCAGCAGCAGCAGCAGCAGCAGAAGCCACAGCAACCACAGCAGCAAUCUCAACAGCAAGGGGGACCCAACAGCUUUCAGGGAGUGCCGCCACCGAACUUGCUACAGGCCCCUCCCCCUCCACCACCCACUACUCAGAAUGGCCAGCAGCAGCAGCAGCAGCAGCAGCAGCCCAGUUGGAUGACACAAGCACCUCCUGGUCCUCCUGGAGGUCCACAGGGACCACAGGGUCCUCAGGGUCCGCAAGGACCACCAGGAAAUCAUGGUGGGCCCCAUAAUGGACCCCAUGGAGGUCCACAUGGUGGGCCUCAUGGUGGACCUGGUGCACCCCAUGGUGGUCCACAUGGUGGACCCGGGGGUCCUCAUGGAGGUCCUCACGGAGGUCCUGGAGGACCUCAUGGAGGCCCUGGCCCUCAUGGAGGUCCAGGUGGACCUCAUGGGCCAGGAGGUCCUGGGGGUCCACCACACGGUGGCCCACCGCACGGACCACCGCCACAGAUGAACCACUGGCAAGGUCCCCCGCCAGGUCAUCACGGACCUCCUGGGAUGGGAUGCCCGCCACCUGGCCCAGUCCCUCCACCACGCCCUGUGGGACCACCACCUGGCUGGGGUUGGAAUGGCCCUCCACAACCUGUAGGGCCACCACCUGGUGGACCAGGAGGUCCAGGUGGCCCUAGUGGUCCAGGGGGACCUGGACCACGAGGACCAGGGGGUGUCGACUUAGGAGCCCUUUUAUCAGCCCCACCCCCUCCACCACCAUCUUAAUUUCUCCCCCACCAAAUUUAGAAGUACAAAUACGUUGGUGUCCCUCGGGCAUUGCAAAUUAAGCUUAGAGAAAAAUGAAUGAUAAAAUGAAUUGCUGGUAGGGUACAAUUUUGAUUACUGUUAUCUUCUGUAUGGUCACUUUGUGCAGAUCAGUGUUCAUUCCACAGGGAACAGGGUGUUUUUGGAACCUAGAUUUUGGGACUCUCCAAAAAGAGUAGAUGUGAGUGUCUCCAGUUUUGGGAAUUGCUAGUGCAAAUGGUGUGUGAGUGAGUGAUUCUGAUUUUUGUGUACAAAUUCCUUUGUAAAAAGAAGAUGGUAGUCUCAAGAGUAGUUAUUUAUAAAUAUUUACAGCCUAGGCUGUAGAAUUUGUAGGUCAGUUGGCUUUUGUGUACGACAUUGAAUAGCCUGUUAUAGGUAAUUUUAUUUCUUGUAUGAUACUGAAAAGUAAAUAAUGUAAGACUCAAGAUUAUGCGCUGUAAAUUAAAUAGCUGGUUAGGUGA
Messenger RNA from Macrobrachium nipponense, 6237 nucleotides. Its product is annotated as splicing factor 1-like. Gene Ontology annotation, molecular function: zinc ion binding; mRNA binding. NCBI's taxonomy places the organism in Eukaryota, Metazoa, Arthropoda, Malacostraca, Decapoda, Palaemonidae. The record is from RefSeq and is a predicted model, not a curated record. The coding region runs from base 4031 to 5737 and encodes 568 amino acids. Gene Ontology annotation, biological process: regulation of mRNA splicing, via spliceosome. The transcript is spliced from 6 exons. Gene Ontology annotation, cellular component: nucleus.